AUGGCCGGCAUCUGCCACCGGCCACUCUUCACACCACCGCCUCUGUCGCUGGGCAGUCGGCUGAUGCGCACAGCCUCGGCCACGACUCAGCCGACGUGGCCCAGCUCGCAGCGGCCGACGCCGGGCCGUGGCUUCUCAUCCGAGAGCGAUCUCCGUCUGGGGGCAUCAGCGGGCCCUCGACAGCGGCCAGCACCGCUCCAGCAGCAGAAGCCGCAGAAGCAGCAGAGAGCCGCGUCGACGAGCCAGCGGAGGGUGCCGCCGCGUCGUCGUGGCGAGAUGUCGCCAUCCGUCGGCAUGGCCCAGAUGAAUGCCACGCGGACGGCCUCUCUGAUUUCCUUUCGCAUUCCUCACACCUUUGUUCCGCCGCCGAUGACGCAGUACCUCAGCUCGCCGGGCACGUUUGCCAAGCUGUUCUGGUACCGGCUCAAGACGCGGGCCACCGACGCCAUGUCGGAGCUCUCAGUCCGGCUGCAGAGCAAACCCGGCUUCUUCCAGGGCGGUCGGUUCAAGCCGCACAAGAAGGCGCUUGUGCCCAUGGCCCAGACGAUGCACGCACAGAUGCUCGAGGCCACGGCUGCUGGCGACACCGCCACGCUCGGCCGCCUGCUGACCCACAGCCACAUGGACGAGGUGGCUGGCCUGAUUGCGCGCCGGCCGCGUGGCCGCCGCUGCCAGUGGGAGCUGCUGUCGUACCAGGGUCGUCCGCGCCUGGUCGACAGCAAGGUCGUCAUGAUCCCCGGGCCUACAUCCACGUACAUCCGCCAGAUCGUCGUCUCCAUCCGCAGUCGUCAGCGCUUCACCUGGUUCGACGACCGCACUGCCAAACCCGGCACCGGCCCGUCGCCAUUGCCGGCGCCAUCGCUGUCUGUCGUCGAGAAGGACGCCAAGGAGAACGUCGUGCUGGUUGCCUCGCUCGACCGCAGCACCUGGGAGACGUCCGAGUGGCGCAUCUUUGGCUUCAUGCCCGAGACCACCGUCGAGAGCUGGGAGGACGAGGUCCGCCUCGUUGACCAGGCCACCAAAGACGGCAGCACCAUUGGCUAG
Molecule: messenger RNA, 1044 nt
Organism: Grosmannia clavigera kw1407
Lineage: Eukaryota; Fungi; Ascomycota; Sordariomycetes; Ophiostomatales; Ophiostomataceae
Exons: 2
Coding region: 1-1044 (347 amino acids)
Cellular component (GO): mitochondrion
Source: RefSeq, a predicted model, not a curated record